UGUAUGAGCCCGGAAAUCCAGCGGAAAUCACCGUGUGGUUCUGGGAUGUCGGACAAGCAUUCAAAUUCUGCUGAGACCCUGCGUCUUCCCCAGCUUCUCUUUUGCGAACCUCCCGCCCGGCAGCAUCCCACUGCAAACCACUGGUCGCAGCACACACAGCACACACAGCACAUACACUCAGUGCAGUCCAGUCAACUCCGUCGCUCCCAGCACCCUUACUCCCACUCCCACCCUCUCGCCUCAUUUCACCCCACCCUUCUAUUCAAAAAUGAAACCCUACCAAAAAUCCUUCCUCGCCUUCGCAAUCCACCACAAAGUCCUCACCUUCGGCUCCUUCACCCUCAAAUCCGGCCGCACAUCCCCCUACUUCUUCAACGCCGGCCUCUUCAACACCGGCGCUGCCCUCGCCCAAAUCGGCGAAUUCUACGCAGCCGCCCUCGCCGACAACGCCUCCCUGCUGAACUACACCAUCCUGUUCGGCCCGGCGUACAAGGGGAUCCCGCUAGUGGCCGCCGCGGCGAUCGCGAUGUACAAGGGCCAGGGCACGGAUGUGCCGUAUGCGUUUAAUCGGAAGGAGAAGAAGGAUCACGGCGAAGGGGGGGUCAUCGUCGGGUCGCCGCUGAAAAACGCACGGGUGGUCAUCAUCGACGACGUGAUCACGGCCGGGACUGCGAUCCGGGAAUCCUUCGCUAUCCUGCAGUCCGAGCAGGCGGUGUUGAGCGGGGUGUUGAUUGCGUUGGAUCGGAGGGAGAAGGGGAAUGGGACCGAGUUGAGUGCCAUUCAGCAGGUUGAGAGGGAGUAUGGGGUUCCGGUGGUGGCGAUUGUGACGCUGGAUCAUGUGGUGGAGUAUUUGGAGGAGGUGGGGGGGUAUGAGGCGCAUGUGGAGAGUAUUAAGAGGUAUAGGCAGCAGUGGGGGAUUUCUGCUUGAUUUCGGGUGGGAGGGAAAGCAGAGGGAUGUCUAUGGGUCUGCUCGGGCGGCACGAGGGACGAUGGACCUUUUGCUGUGCGAAAGCGAUGUAUUUAUUGGGAUUGGCAAAACACUGGAUCAUACUCAAGCCGUCGAUGUUUGCAAGUUGGUUGCGAGAUUAACAGUAAUAUUUGUGCUUGAUGGUAUGCAAUACAAAAAGAGGGA
Messenger RNA from Fimicolochytrium jonesii, 1132 nucleotides. RefSeq names its product orotate phosphoribosyltransferase. Gene Ontology annotation, biological process: pyrimidine ribonucleoside biosynthetic process; pyrimidine nucleotide biosynthetic process; 'de novo' pyrimidine nucleobase biosynthetic process. Gene Ontology annotation, molecular function: orotate phosphoribosyltransferase activity. The coding region runs from base 269 to 928 and encodes 219 amino acids. NCBI's taxonomy places the organism in Eukaryota, Fungi, Chytridiomycota, Chytridiomycetes, Spizellomycetales, Powellomycetaceae. The record is from RefSeq and is a predicted model, not a curated record. The transcript has a single exon. Gene Ontology annotation, cellular component: cytoplasm.